Helicoverpa zea (corn earworm) is the source of this 631-nucleotide messenger RNA. It is a transcript of the gene CPR24, whose product is annotated as endocuticle structural glycoprotein ABD-5-like. Gene Ontology annotation, molecular function: structural constituent of chitin-based larval cuticle. The coding region runs from base 74 to 478 and encodes 134 amino acids. Lineage: Eukaryota; Metazoa; Arthropoda; Insecta; Lepidoptera; Noctuidae. The transcript is spliced from 3 exons. The record is from RefSeq and is a predicted model, not a curated record. Gene Ontology annotation, cellular component: chitin-based extracellular matrix.
AUAGACGUUCAGGACUCGUCCUACAACCAACACAUCCUUACUUCAAUUGUUCACUUAAAAAAUAUCUUUAAAAAUGAUGAAAAUUACUUUGAUCGCCCUGGCCGCUCUCGCGCUGGUCUUCGCCCAGGAGGAUGCGCCCGCGCCACCCGUAGCGGCAGCGCCCGCAGCCGGAACACCCGUCGAGAUCGUCAAACAAGUAGAUGAGGUUGACAUCAAUAAGUACAACUUCGAGUUCGAAACCAGCGACGGAACUUCAAGGCAAGAAUCCGGAGAGUACAAAAACGACACUGAACAGCAGGGCCUAGUAGUCCGAGGCAGCUACAAGUACACUGCUCCCGAUGGCCAGAAGAUCUCAGUCACCUACCUGGCUGACAAGAACGGAUAUCAACCUACUGACGAAAAUGCACCUGCAAAGGAACAGGCACCCGCUGCACCCGCAGCACCCGUUGCACCCGCCGCCCCGGCUCCUGAAGAAUAAACCCCCCGAUGAUAAUACUCCUUGAUAUAAUGUCCUCUACUAUUGCUUGAACCAAAAACAUCGUAUAUUGUAGGAUGUAAUCCUAACUAUGCCAAACUGUAUAUCACUGCCAAAUAAAACCUGCAACUGCCUUAAAUAAAGGUUCGAUACGAA